CACAAGUGGGAUGUGUUGUUGCAAUUGAUCUCACUUCUGCUGUCAGGGAUGCUGUCUCAAAAGCCUCGGUCGGCGAUCGUGGGAGUUACACACAUGGUUACAUGCCACCCCUCCUGCAGCUAACCAGCUACUGGCGACGGGGACUCUUGUGUCUCGUCAGCUGCCCAGAAUGAUGGGCUGAUCCGCUGGCUGUUUAAAUAUCCAUCUGCGGGGAAAUUUCACGAGAUUUCUUCCCCUGCUGCAUGCAGCUCCCCAAUCCACAUCACCAGACUUUGUUACUGUUUACAGUGUUUACAGUGUAUGCAGUCAGCUAUCAAUCCUUAAUUCACGGCAAAGGCCUGUCAUCUAUUCAGCUAUCUUUCUGAACACACUUGGAGAAUUCUGCUUGCGCAUCUGUCACUUCCAAUAUGUCUAUCCCUCCCAACAACCCGCGUGAAUUUGCCUCGCAGGUGUUUGACUACUUGAUUAUCGGCGGAGGGACCGCCGGCCUGGUGGUGGCAUCGCGUCUGAGUGAAAAACCCCACCUCAAGAUCGCAGUCAUCGAAGCAGGCCCGGCGGUCUUUGACGAGCCUUUAAUCAAUGAACCUGAGCUCUUCGGCGAGGCUAUAGGGACCAAGUACGAUUGGCAGUUCGAAACAGAACCACAACCUGGACUCGCUGGCCAAAGAGUACCGUGGCCGCGAGGUAAAGUCUUGGGUGGUUCCAGCGCUCUUAAUUUCCUGGUCUGGAACCGUGGGCACAAGGAGGACUAUGAUGCCUGGGUAGCAAUGGGAAAUCAAGGCUGGGGAUGGGAUGAUCUACUGCCUUCCUUUAAGAAAAGCGAAACCUUCCAUGAACCAAGCCUUUCAGAACAGGAGAAGAACUAUUCAUACUUCGAGGCGUCAUCGCAUGGCAUUGAGGGACCUGUGAAAACAUCCCAUAUUCAGCGAUUUGCGCCGUCACUAAAAUACUGGCAUCAAACGCUGGAAAAUCUCGGCGUUGAAGUGAAUCGCCAGAGCUACUCCGGCGCAAACGCAGGUGCCUGGAACUUGAUUAGCGCAUUCGAUCCUGCUGCGUACACCAGGAGCUUUUCUGCGAAUCGAUACUAUCUACCAGUGUCGCAGCGUCCGAAUCUGUUCCUUCUAACAGAGGCGACAGUGGAGCAAAUCACGCUCGAGAAGCACGGCGAAGAGUGGAUUGCGAAGGGUGCCCUGGUAAGAUAUGGUGAAGAGAAAUUCAUAGUGAAAGCUUCCAAGGAAGUUAUACUAUCGGCUGGAAGCAUACAGUCGCCUCAACUUUUGGAACUGUCCGGGAUUGGGAAUCCCGAGAUCCUUACAGCGGCAGGCAUCCCGGUGAAAGUGGCUAAUCCGAACGUAGGAGAGAAUCUUCAGGAUCAUUUGCUAACUACUUUCGUAUAUGAGAUGCGAACGCCCUCCAACAGCCCAGACGUGAACUUACUUCCGCCGCAAAAGGUCGAGGAGACCAGCGAUGGUCCCAAAGUAGAAGAACCUUCCAGAGCUUUCCUGCCAGGCCCAGCUGCAUACUGUCCUCUAUUUAGGAUGCUUACGAAUGAGGAGCUUGAAGACAUUACGACUCGCAUAUGCCCUGAAAUACUGAAAUCCACAAAAGCCCGUGAGACGAGGCUGCGCGAUGCAUUUCUAUCAGGCAAGAUGUUAGGAGCCAUCGAGUAUAUAUGGUAUGGCGAGACUAUUUGGAACAAAGCCUUCAAAGGUGAACCGGGCAAGAAGUACGCCACGAUCGUCCAGAUGCUGCAGUAUCCUUUCUCAAGGGGCUCCGUGCAUAUCCCUCCAAUGAGGGAUUCUAGACCGAUUACAGUAGACGAGAAGCCAAUUAUUGACCCGCAGUAUUGUGUUGGUGAUGGUAAGAUUGAUCUUGACGUGAUGAAGGUGGGCCAAAUGUUCGCAGACAAGAUAUGCGCUACCGAGCCGCUUUCCCACGUUAUUGCUGGGCGGGUGUUCCCUGCAAAAGCGGAUAAUGAUGAUGAUGAUGCGGAUGUGAUUGAUGAUUAUCUUCGGAAUAACAUCGGCACCGAGUUUCACCCCAUUGGAACAUGUGCAAUGGGCGGAUUCGAAGGCGCAAAAGCCGGUGUUGUGGAUGAUAAAUUGCGUGUUUAUGGCGUUAGGGGUUUGCGUGUUGUGGAUGCGAGUAUCAUGCCGCUGCAUAUCAGCGCCCACACCCAGGCGACUGUUUAUGCGAUAGCUGAGAAGGCUGCCAGUAUGGUUUUGGAGGAUGAGCGAUCGGAAUAG
Molecule: messenger RNA, 2246 nt
Organism: Coccidioides immitis RS
Lineage: Eukaryota; Fungi; Ascomycota; Eurotiomycetes; Onygenales; Onygenaceae
Product: glucose oxidase
Exons: 4
Coding region: 408-2246 (612 amino acids)
Molecular function (GO): oxidoreductase activity, acting on CH-OH group of donors; flavin adenine dinucleotide binding
Source: RefSeq, a predicted model, not a curated record